Pocillopora meandrina is the source of this 28656-nucleotide messenger RNA. Lineage: Eukaryota; Metazoa; Cnidaria; Anthozoa; Scleractinia; Pocilloporidae. The record is from the annotation of a GenBank genome assembly.
AUGGGCUUUUACUGCAUUAAGAUGACGUUGUCGUUACUUUUUCUCCUUCUCUCCGCAAUUUUUCCUCAUUUAGCAAUCACUGAAACAAACGUUAGGAAAGAUGAAAGUUGUACUGUUAGCCACGCGACACCCGUGUUAGCGGCUCUCGAAAAAGCAGUGUUAUUUUACAAAGAAAAUGGCGAAGAUUUAAACUUAGACGCAUAUUUUGGUCUUCGUAUCGCUGAAGGUAAGAACAGAGUGUUCCAUAAGCGAACAAUUAACUUAAUUACAAGUGAUUUUUCCUCAGUUUUUGAAAGGUUUCUUAAAUUGAAACGAAAGGCCCAUAUUGCCACUUUGUUUCGGCUUUAGGUUAAACGAAACGUAAUUUUUUACCGUGAUAGGCGCUAAAAUCGCCAAUAAUUCUAAUAUUUCCUAACCUCUCGAACAUAAUCGACACAUUUUCUUGUUCAGGUAUUUUACAUGAGUUAAUCCGACCAAAGAAAACUGCUACAGCGUUGAUAAAGUCUUGCAUCCUCAAGCAAGUCGUUCAACUUCAGCAUUUAGUCUCUCAAAUUGUUUCAAAAUCGAUGGCUUCACUGAGGCGCAGAGAUAGGCAUUACUUCAAAAUGGUUGGAUACACAGUGUCACAGCCCUGGCUAACAAUAAAAAAGUAUAAGAAAAUAAACCCUAAACUCGUAACACCGUUCGACAAUAAGAAACUUUCAGAUGACAUUCUGCAUGAGUAUCAGCCCUGCCUGGCCAGGUUACUUGGCAGUGCCUUAUAUGGGAGUAGGCCGUGUGACAUGCCUAAGGAAUGCUUGGAAGUGAUGAUGCGACCGGGAGAGGUUGGAUACGUGCUGACACAUCAAGCACUUUAUUUCAUGUUUGGUGAGCAAAGAGGUUAGUAACCGUCUUUGCCGUGAGAGACAGUAUCGGUAACUGAGCAAACAUAUUGGCAAUAUAAGUGGCUAUCACUUUAGUUUAGAAGGCGGAUCAGUUGACAAUUUACAGCCAGUCUGAUUGACCCCCUGACUGAUUUAAUUCCUAUGUGAGUGACAGACGAACUGACUGACUCACUGAUUUUAUAACAAACGGACCGACUCAAUUAAUGAAUGAUUCACUGAUUCACUGACUGCUAGGUAACUGAUUAAUUGACUGACCCACUGAUUGACCGACUGACUAAUUGACUGACAAACAAACAGACUGAAUGACUAAUUGACCGACUAACAGACUGACUAACUGACUGACUGAUCAACUGAACGACUGUCUCUGAUGAGUCAAUUGAAAGAUUUGAACACGUGAUUGAUUUGCUUAUUUCGCUGAAGUCCGGACCUGACCAGCUGAUUUAUCAAUUGUUUAGUUGCUAAGUUACUUAAUGCUUUAGUUGAAUUAUUUCAAAAGAUUAGCCGUUUAUCAAUUCAUUAACUAAUCAGCUGAUAACAAGAUGUAUUGGGUUGAUAAAUUGAUUGAUAAUUCUAUCGAUGUAUUCUCUCCUCAGGAUGCCUGUAUAAGUUCUCAAGAAAGAUGAAGGAGUUCAGAAGCUCUGUGGAAAAAGUAUACGACAAGAUUUGCUCCAAUAUUUACACUCAGCUGUUAUUGGUCGAACAAGUUCGUCCUUUCAAGCGGAUCGACGCUGAUUUAAUGAUGGAACAAAGUGUUGUGUGUGGCCUGCUUGGAUACUUUGAGUUCUUAACCCCUCAUCGGUUGGCGAUUAUUAAAAGCUGGCAGCGACCGAAUGGUUGUUAUGGAGAAAUCGAAAAUGAGGAGGAAUUAAAUAGAAAACAGGGCUGGAAGACAAUGAGGAAAUUGCUUGUGGGGAAAGAAUUGUCUGGUACGUUUUGAGCGCAAUCAAUAAAAAUAAAGCCCCGUUUAAACAUUCGUGAUAGAUGAAGAUGGUUGAUGAUAGAUUCAGCCAUCAUUCACCAUCAUUGACAAUCACGUUUGCGUUCAAACAGCUCAUGACAGUUGAUAAUAAUUGACAGAAUCACGAGGUGAGAUCGUGAGAUUAUGAGUAAACAUAUUCUCCAUACUAUUCUCUAUACAUUUCCUCGGGUACUGAUAAGGAGAAUUUAUCUAACAAUCUCGAGUGAUCAUUUCCUAUAAUUACUGACCCUCAUAAAAUCCUAUUGUUCUCUCUCAGCAUUAUAUCGGCGAUUUCAGCCUGAGAAAAUAUGAAGAUAUGAAGGGGCGACUGAAAUCGUCGAUGUAAUGCAGAGAGAGAACAAUAGGAUUUUAUGAGGGUCAAUAAUUAUAAUAGUUAAUUACUGAGGUUCGCAGCAUUAUACCCAAUAAUGCUGCGAACCUCAGUAAUUAUCUAUUAAAUAUUCUCGCGACCUUGAUGUUUGACUCAGGGGUGAUAUUGUAAAGAGAAGUUGGAUGCUUGUCAAUCCAGCUGGGGCCAAAGAGUUAAUCAAGAAAAUUUAGUGUUGUAUCAAUGCAGUAACUCUGGCUGAUAAGUUCGUCUAUUCUCACUGCCUGUUUGCCAGGUAUUUUAUAUAAAUUGUGAGGUGAAAUUAAGUUAAUCGUUACAGUGUGGAUUCUUUCAAUUCGCAGAUGGAUGCGAGUCACACAUCACUGGAGUUGGCACAGCCCUAUUGUCAAUUUACCUUCGUUUCUUAAUUGAUAACGAGCAGCUGAUGGUAAAUUCAACCAAAGCUGGCGAAUUCUAAGAUCUAAAGUCAUUGAUAAAAGGCUUUAUCGUUUCUCCUCUUUGACCCUCCUUCAGCUCGGGGGAGGUAUACGGGCUCAUUUCCUGAACAACGGAUAGUUAUCUCGACUCCACCUCGUCACCCACAUCACAAUGUCGGGUUUUCAUUAUUUAGUUUUAUUAAUAAAAUUCAGCAUUGGCUGGGAAGUGUGGAGGGGAGAUAGAGGCGCUUGUUUAGCUUAAAAAAAGUGAUUGAUAAUAAAUAAAAGAAAGCAGUCCCAUACUUUCAAUGUCUGAAGCAUUGAAUGACCCAAGCCAUCAAAUUAUCGAGCCGUCUAGUGCUCUCUUUCAAGCGAUUUAGGUAUUAUUAGAACGAUUUUUGUGGUAAACUGUAGUCUUCAGCAACCGUUAGGGUUUCAAAGAUACGUUUUGAGCAAUUUUUCUACUCCAUUACGUAAAUGUCUCAGAGCUUAUUAAUCGUUUAAUGAAUAUAACGGAUUAUAACCGACCAUUAAUUUACGCGCGACUCUAAGCAAAAUCACAGGACAGUUAUCAUUCAAUUCAUAACCCAUUUACGUUGAUAUUUGUCCUCCGAGAAAUAAAGCCAGCAAAUAGAGGCCAGCUCAUGAGUUUCACUUCUCAUCUUUAUCAUUUAGCAUGGAAAAAAAGGCGAACUCGUUUUGUAUUGUCCUUUGGUUGAGAAAGCUGAUCUCAAAUGCUUCUCGGGAAAUCACAAAAAAUCAAACAAAAUUUCGCUGUCAACGCGCGAUAGGAGAAUUAAUGGGAGGAUUAUAAAAUGAGUAAGUCCCCUUCUGGCUUGCUUGCUUGCUUGUAGCAUUAAAUGUGAUGAUCAAUCAUAAAAUCGGUAAGUACUGGAUUGAAGCUAUGGAUUUAAUAGAUUCUUCUUGGCAAGCUAUACUAAGUUGAUGUGAAAUCUACCCCGUGCGUUCAGAAGAAAACCAGGUACAGUUCUGCCUUCUGAAGUUUAUGCAACUCUAAUCUACAUUCUAGUUGUCAACUCUGCCCCAUUUCCCUUCACAAUUGUACUUAAUCUGCCGGUUAUGGUGGCCGUGAAAACUAAACCACAGUUGAGGACGAAGUAUGACGUCAUGAUUCCAUGUUGAGCGGUCACAGAUUUUUUUGGUGGUAGCUAUCACGCAGCCCUUGGUCAACGUUGACCUAGUAUAGAUAGAUAUUCUUCAUAGAGAGGCAUCAAUGUUUGCAUGUUAUAGUCAAUGAGUUUUUGUGAGCGGACUUAGGAUUUUCGGUGCAGCAUCUGUCUUUCACUUAGGUUUCAUUUUGGAUUUUCUUCGAACGUUUAAUGGCCAUUUUUUACCUGUACACUCUUAGGGCCUCGAUCACUGAAUGACGUCUAUUGGCUGCCUAAAUUCUUGCAUGGGCCAUAAGUUUGCUCUUCGUAAUUCAUCCUCUCUUUGAUAAAACUUAGGUUCUUACAGUAAACAUGUUCAUUUUUGGCUGGCGCUGGCGAUCAUUGUCAUUGGUUAGUUUGUACUUUACAGGGAAGCUCGCAGACACGAGAAGGUAAUCAGUGCCUAGCGAGUUUCACAAGAAGUGAAACGAAGAUUCCUUAGAGAGCAAAAAGCCUCGAAAGUGACUAAGUUGGUUUUUAUAUCCGUAUUAGUCUUUCAUACACGAGCAACUCUUAUCUAUUAGUUAAAUAAACCUCCAACAUUUCUCCGACUGUUGCCGCUGUUUUUUACUCUAUUGGAGGGUUUAUCCUAAUCCUAAACUCUUCGGUCAAUCCAUUUAUUUAUGCCACUAUAAAAAGACAAUUUCGAGUGGCCUUCUUUAAAAUUAUCAUGAACAAGACUCAAAGACAAGUGAAACAGAUCGAGAGCCGAGUUUUUGGAUCAGCAAACACGGUGGGUGUUCUCCAUCAAAUAGAAGAACGAGGAAGAAACCAGCGAGAUUUGAGCAACACCCUUCAGAGCGACCCUGACCAACUGAUCCAUUAAACCAGAGAAAACCCCGAUUCUCUUGGAAUGAAGUUACUUGGAGUAUUUUAUGGAGAGAAGCACGGAGAGAAGUCUGGGGCCCGAGCUCCUUGAUCAGGAGUUCAAUGAGCAAAACUGAUUGGACCUUCGCCUCUAAUUGGAAGCCUCUUGAUCAAACAAUAGACAUUACUGACAGUUGUUUCCUUCUUAGCGAUAAGAUGAAAUUUAAUGGUUAAAAGCGUAUGAUGUGUUUAGUUGAAUAAAAAAGGAUGAAGGUUCUUUGAAUUUGAAAUCUAACCUCUUAAGUAUCUUGAUUAUUGAUUUUUUCCCGCAAAGUAAGGCAUUUAAAAAUCCAUGAAAGCAUGUUCCAUGCACACCAUAGCUCGCACAGAGAUUAUUCACUAGACGCAGUUAAAUUCUCUAAACGCUAAACAUGAACUACUUCUGGUUUUUUUCAGAAUAAACCAACCAAGAAUUUUUUUUUAUUAUUUUGUUGGCUUUAGGCUUUCCACGUCUGCAAUUUAGAGCAGUAUUUCAUAUGUGCUCUAGAUUUUAUAUUAUUCUCCAGCAGUUUUUGUUAAAAUCGAAUGCACGUGCAUCCUUUCAACUUCGUUAAUGUGCUCAUUCUGAAUUGAUAGUACGUAUUUUUUGUUAAGCUCCUCUUUGAUAAAGAAAUUUCUUCCUUCGUGGUGACAAGAUCAAUCUAGAUGAUAAAAGACCCAUUCAAAUGUUAAUUACUAGUUGGUGAAGGAUCGCUUACUUAUGGUAGAGGAUCUCUUUAGACGAAUUUGCGCGACAUCUCUGGCCGACGUGAUUUCUCCCUAACAACUUGUUGUUUUUAUUAUCUAACCAGAACACGGAGCUAGGCUGUAUCAGACAAAUUGGAACAAUUUCAACAACGAAGAGAGUCAAAGUUAGGGAAAUUUGCUCCCUGUCCCUAUAAACAUACGCUGAAUUCAGUUCUGGUGUCAAGCGAUGGAUUUUGUCAAAGCGAAUAACACUCAUAAUUCACUUCAAAAGAUACAUGUAUAUAUUUUAGGAGCUCACCCAGGAAUAUCUUCAUUGUGUUUCUAUCAAACCAGUGCUUGAAUUUCCGGAGAGUAAUUAACACACAUUUGGUCGACGCAUCUGGCUUUCACAGUGUGAAUGCAGAUUGGCGAUUUCAAAAGGUUAAAACUAAAUAAGUUACAUUUGUUUGUUUAAAGGUUGGUCUCAGUAUGCAUUUGAUACAACAAACAUCUUUUAUACACCCACCUUAAUUGGUUCCCUUUGUUCAAUUCUUACUUUAAUUUGCAUUAUUGCUGGCGAAUUGUCAUGAGCAAAAGUUUGUCGAUGACUACUUUUCAAAAGACUUGAUGAAGACCAAAUAAUUUUUUCAAGAGGUACUCCCAAGAAGGUUUUUUUUUGUAUAAAAGCUAUGAAUAAAGCUGAGAACCCUUGGAAUAACAAUUUCUCUUGGUCAGAAGUAAAUUGAAACUUCAAUAAUAGCAAACAGUAUCUAACAAUUCUACCUGAUUAGUGAUACAAAUUAGACAAAAGCAAUAUACGCUUCGUGUGAAUAGCGUUAUUCUGAUAUUCUGUUUGUUAAUUAUUUAAUAACUCGCAACCUAUUUUAGUUGACUGAUUUCGUUUACUUAAUUAAAGCUGAAUGGUAAUAGAAAGUCCAUCGUAUCUAACAAAACUGCAAACAAGAUAAAUUCUUCACAAGGCAAACUUUGUCUAACAGGCACCAAAUUGAUCAACGUCUGUUUAAAAUAAUGAAAAAUAUAUGAACAGCAGGCUAUUUUCAUUUGGGAAAAAAAAACAGCCCAGGGGAUCCCCAUGCAUUGUAUAGUUUUACGAUUGAUUUUCAAUUGGCAUCACUCCUGGUGAAGUUAGAGUUAGGGGACUGAAUCUACCAUCUGGAUAUCUCUUGAUUUCUUGCAAAGCAUCGCAGCAUGAAUACUUACGUUUCACAUGUAAAUUAUUGAGGAGAUUGUUCUAGGGAUUUUUACCUUGAAAAGGAGAAAUUUCAGGUAAACCGAAUGGAGGCGUGUUAACAACAAAUGAUGUGAAGUCGCGAUGUUUCCGAAACUGCUGAAAAAAAUUUCGCCAUUCAGUUCUAUAGUAAGUAGACCUUUUUAUUGUGCUGAAAUUCAUUAUUGGACAAUAGGAAAUUUCAGUUAUGGAUUACCCCGGGCAAUUCUUUUUCGACUUAGAUUGAUUUCAUAUCAACGAACAGCAAUAAUAGGUCAAAUAAAUGCUUUAACAUUGCAUAUUAGGGUAUUUGAAAGGAACCGAACUUAGAUCAAAUCGUACUUAUAAUAUCCUAUAAUAUCCUUUCUAAGCCACUGAAAGAUGAAAACCUUUACCACAGUCGUUAUCUUUGAGUAUAAAUGAGUACAAUGCAGUUGAUUAUGAGAUACAAUUUUAAUCUCGGUUACCAAAAGUCAUUUGCAAGGCAAAGAUUCAAAUUUUCUCAUCACAAACUAGGAGUGAUAUUGCAUACUUCAACCUUUCUGAGUUUUUCGUAUUUAUUCGAUAUUUAAUCAAUAUUUCUUGGAUAAUUUGUAACAGCAUAAAAAAUGAAAAUGAAAUGUAGGAAAACUACCCAUCGUUUAAGCUCGGAGCAGCCUUAAAAAGGGACCAGGGUAAAAUUUUCCACAAAGUGGAGAAGAAGUCGUCGUUAGAGUCAAGAAACGGAAUUUUUUGACAGUGGAAUGUUACUGGUAUGGCUUAUUCAAAUCGACUCGUCAGAUUUUUCGUAAUUUUUAUUUGCUGUAAGGCUUUCGCAAUAGCAUAAGUCAAUAUCCCGUCUUUGAUAACAUCUAUGGGGAGGUUUCUCAACUAACCCAAUCAAUCAGCAUUUAAAGGUUAGUCGUUGCAGGAAUUUUUAGCUGUACGUAACCUGUUAUCCAUAGUCGCAUUCAAAACUAGAUGCAAUCCAUAUAUCUGCAAGUUAGACUUGAAAAGAAUUCCUCACUGAUGAUAACUUCAGCUCAGGUUACCUAAACGUCAGUUGCUAUCUCUGACAACAGACCUUCUCAGGCCUACCCUCAACCGGACGAUCAGACUACAUGAUCAACUGUUGACCUUAGACCGGGUUGUUCAAAGCUGGGUCAAGAUAACCCAGAGUCAGUGUGAAUCCUGAUUUCUGAUCUGUAGCUUUAAAAGAAACUUUAGUAUAACCCUUUUUCCCACAAUUUCAUGAUUGGAUGCUCCCGAAAGAGGCUUGACAAUAAAGGAACCCGGAAUAAAAUAUAACUCUGGGUUGGUGAUAAUCGGCCUUUGAACAGUAAGGCCCAGAAAACCAUUUACUCUAAAAGAAACCCAUUGCUCGGUGAUAAAUUCUUACUAAUAAAUUUCAAUCCAUGUGAAUUAUUUGUGACAGAUUCUCCUGUAUUUGCUGACGGCAUUUUUACUCCAUCAUGGCGGUGUUAGCAUUAUAAUUGGGCUAGAUGGUAAGGAGGAUUUAAUUUCGCUAGUCAUAAUAACAUUACAUAGAAAGCUGUUUGAGUGUUACCAAUCGAAACCAACGCGAACACAACUACCGAUCAGAAAAAAAAGCGAGAUAUCCCAAGGAUCUAACGAAAAUCCAAGAAUGAUUGGAAUAACUGUUGUUGCCUGGCUUCGAAUUGAUCAAGAAUUUGAUUGGCUGCCGAGGUGGUUGAACUUUUCUAGAUCCAUCACAAAGCGUAGUAAAGAGAAAAUACAACUGAUGCACGUUGUGAUGCUGAUGUCAACUCCUUGUUUCAUCGGUGGAAAGAUUUAUACGCCCAACGUCAGAUUUAGAAUCCUAUAUAGUGUGUAGUUCCGUGCUAGGUUGUUUUCGAUGAUUUUGGUGAGAGAUCAUCGCUUUUUCGCUGCCAUUUUAUCACAAAUGGAUUUAGUUAGAGUUGAUAGAAACGUACGUUUUUGUGAUUAACCAUGAAAUAUGUAAUAAAAUCUACCGAUAAACCUCCCACCUUACAUAAGGCUUAUUGUGAAAUUGACAUCGCGCAAUGAUCUCAAAGUAUCACAAAACUUUUGUUUGAGAUAAACUAAAAAUCGUUAGGAAAUUUAAGUGUGUACAGCUUGUUUUGGUACUUGUUAACGUUUCUGAUGAAAAAAAUUACGACAGCUGAAAAUAUACAUCCUCAAAGGAGAGAAGUCGUUGUCAGCGGAAAUGAAGAUUGUUUUUAUCGAGCUCUUGCUCUUUGGAAGGUGAAACAAGCGAUGAGAAGCAUAAGGAGAUCAGUAAGUCGAGUCCCAGUUUGUUUCAGAAAAAUCCGAAGGAUUUCGGGCUGCCACUCUUUGCUAUUUUCAACUUCUUCAACGCUAAAUUUUCUAGAGUAAUUUCUUCGUCUGAUCUAACUGACUAAUUAUGGUAGUUUACUGUUACUGCCAAAUUCCUUCCAAUGCUACGCUCAAUAACCAAUGCAUCCGACGGAAUCGCCUCGUGGCGUCUUGUUCUCUGGGAGGUCUUUUUCCCGAGAAGCUGUAUCAUCUGGAUAUUUCAAACGAAAAGGAACGCUUAUUACUCAACGGAUUCUUUCAAAAAGCAAGCUGUCCCUCGACUGCAAACUAGAUGCUAAAUGAUUAGCCUUGGGUAUAGCGGUGCCUCUGGAAAAAUCCACUCUGCAACCGUGGUAAAGUUAAGCUUAUGCGAGAGAUACAGCAUUCACGGGAAACGAGCUUGAUGAGAGCAACUUAUUUAAUUUCAUUAUUAAAGUUGAAAUCUUAAGAUUAGUCUCUUUUGUAGGAGGUGGUGGUGUUGUUAAUGAAAGAUGGUUAUCUUUAUUUAUCGCAGAAUGCUACGUUCAUGACAAAAUAAACGAACCCAACCGCUCUGUCUCCUUCAAUUCGAGCAGUACUGAGACAGUCUGUAUCAAAGAACAUUUCACCCCUGGUCGGUGGAUUCGCUUCACAGGCAGCGGCGGAGCUGCCAUUCCUAAUAACCCGCCACAGCCACACCAAUGCGGAACAAUUAAUCCGGGCUGGAUUGAUGGAGGCCAUCCUAGUCAGAGUGAAGGGGUUGUGAAUCGACAGCUUUGCUUUGUUAAUGGGACUAACGAUUGCGAAUAUGACUCGUACGAAAUUUCAAUUCGAAAUUGUGGCAAGUAUUAUGUUUACAGACCAUCAAACAUAACAGGAUGUUCUCUGAGACUUUGCACUGGUACGUAUGUGUGUUCACACAAAUAUUAAUUUAAAUAGGUUUUGUUCUGAGUUUUAUGAUGUUACUAUAAUAAAUUAUUUUAUAGUUUACAAUCAUCCCUAAAUUCUUGAGAAAUUCGAUAAACAGAAAACAGAAAUGGAAAACUAUGCUUAUUCAUACAGUUAGACCUGUAUAAACGGCUACUAAAGGGGAAUGACCGCUUAAUAAGGUGCCGCUUAAUACAGGUUCAACUGUAUAUCAUGUAAUUGUCUUAAGCCUGAUUCCAACAUAAGCAUAAUUUGCACCCUCUUGAUUGGCUUCAGAGCGUAGAGUGGCUGGAAUAUAGAGCAUAGAGAGGUCGUUAUGAAAAAGUAACUCAUCGAGAUGAAAUCAUUGAACGCUCAAACUAACGAGUGGCUUGAACAACAGCCACCAAAGUUCGACUAAAUCCAUUGUUCUAGAGAGACGAUGUCUCUCGAUGGGGGCGAAAGGAGAGACGAUCUGACGUCUAAAAGCAAAAGUUUUUAAACUGCAGCUUAUUUCAUUACUCAUCACAAUUUCUGUCACUCUGAGUAACUCUCUUUUGCAUCCUUUUGCGUGUUAAAUGGUUCAAAUACAAGCAAAGAUGUUCAACUACGAUUAAGUAAAAGCAACAGCUUCAGUUGUUUCGAAAAACAUCAAACGAGCAGCCAAAAAACUGACAGUAUCGGAACAGAGUUGUUGAUGUUUACAAGACAAGAGAGCAGCCUGUCUUGAUUGAAAUGACCUCAAACAACAUUAUCAAUGUAACAUCUUGAGAGAAGUUAAAAAAUUAUCUUUAUUAUCUAAACUUAUUUAUCAAUUUGGCACAGAAAUCCUCGACGAGUGCUUUUAUAAACCUGUUGGUGUUGCCAGUUCCACUAUCAUCCCUGACAGUCAGAUGACAGCUUCACCAGUUCGGUGGAGAUUCAUACAGUGCGGUGCCAUGUAUGGAAGACUUUUUAAUGUGUCAGGUCUUGGAUGGUGUGCAGGGUACAACAAUAUAAGCGACUGGCUCCAGGUUGACUUUGGUAAAGAGUUUUACGUGGGUGCUGUUGCUACCCAGGGAGGCCGGCUUGGUUUUAUUACAGAUUUUAAGCUGCUUUACUCUAACGAUGAAGGAACAUGGCAAACGUACCAGAAUGGAAAUGGUGAAGAAUUGGUAAUUUGAAAGAGGAUUUGACGAGUUUCCGAUUAAUUGUCGAAAGUAAACCCUGUGUCAGUUCCAGAAAACUCUCCCAAUCCCUCAUCCAUUGUAUAAGGUCCCAAACUGGAGCCAAAAAUGACCAGGCCACGCGCCGUAUAAUUAAGUUUAUCGAGAUUUGCUAUUGCUUUGAAUUUCCCUGUUUGACAUUGUGAUAACUGUGUUUAACGAAUUAUUUAAAAAAAAACACUUCUACCUGUUCCUCCGGGUUACAUGGCUUGCUCUGGGAAGUCAUGAGAGAUCUUUCACAGAAGUGGAAGAUAUACAAAUUGGUUAUGAUGGGAAGUAAUCAACUCAUCAAACUAUGAAUAACUGACCCCCAACGACUGAUCAAUAAUGAUAACUCUUUCAAUAAACUUAGUGUUCACGUUACGGCGAGUAACUCGUGUACUAACAAAAAACUGCAUAACCCCACAUCAACUUUUUCAUUGUUAUGUUAACUUUUAGAUAUUAAAGGUGUUUUGUAAAUUGAGUCCGGACUAUAAUCCAAAUUACAUCACUGAACCAAACACAUAAAAAUAUCUCAUUCUCUAACCGUAAUACCUCAAUAUGUCUCUCAGCCAAAAGGGACUGCUUAGAUCACAUUGACGUGCGCGUGGCAUUUUUUUCCUCAUUUUACUCAGGAAUUCCACAGAAAAAAGGGCUUCGGUGUGGACCGCCAUAAGCUACCAAUACCAGUGAUUGCAAGAUACAUUCGCUUCCAUCCAACGAAGCAUAGAUUUUGGGUCCACCUGAGAGUAGAGGUUUAUGGAAUCUUUAAAGGCGAGUUGAUAACCAGCAAACAUGAUAAAUGAAUUGUAAAAUGCUAUGCAGAUGUCUCGAGAGUAAAAGUGAACGCGACAACUCCCAAAGGUUUUGUGGGGAGUUUUCAGGUCAUGGUUCCUUGACUUCAAAAAAUUUGAGAAAAAAUUUACUGUAAGAAAGAGGCAGUGUGGGUUUGAUAAAUUUACUUGUUUAUUUCACUUACUAAAAUUUCUUGAUUACCGGAUACUUAGAUUACCUUUCGAGAUUGUCGCGUGCACUUUUAUCCUUUUUUCUGACAAAUUUUCUCGCAAGAGCUGUAUGAAUUCAUAGAGAAACUCCCUGAAAGUGUUUGACAUUUGGUUUACAACAAUGUAACUCAGUUUAAACUUUUUCCCUCGUAGAAAGUUACAAAUCUGAAUGCCAUCCUUGUGUGUAUAGAGAACUUAAUGAGGCCUACAGAUAUUGGAGUUAUAUGAACCAUACCUAUCUAGGCUGUGAUAGAGAUACGCUUGAAAAUAGCCAAUGGUACCGUUUCACUGGAGACGCCGGUGCAAUGAUGGCGACCUACUGUAUUCCGCAUUUAAGUUGCAACGCCCACAUGGCCGGCUGGAUUAAUGGAAGCCUCCCUCUCUUUUGUAGCCCACCAGUGUCGUCAACGGUAUGUUUUCAUUGGAACCAAAACUGCUGUUAUAUCUCUUAUCGAGCUGAGAUAAUGAACUGUUGGGGAUUCUACGUUUAUAAGUUACAAAAGCCGAGUGACAGUCGUGCUCGUCAUUGCGGUGUCAAAUGUAAGUCUUUUUCGUCUAUUAUUGUAUUUUUUGGAAGUAAUUACACAUAGAUUACACGGUUCCUUAUUAUGUUAUGGUUUAUUCUCUUAACGAUUCUACCACAACACUUCGAGUAACUCCCACUCAAAGCUCCUAGCUUAUUCGAAAAGGACACACUCUAACACACCCGUUGUAAGCACGUGAAACAAUGGCAUAUAUGGGUCAAUUAAACACGUACCGCAUAAAGUUUGUUUCUUGAUGUACAGAUUGACGAAAUCACUUUUAAAUGUCAAUCAAAUUAAUAAUAAUUAACGCAUCAUAACUCCUGGCGAAAGAUAAUCAACAAUAAUUAAGAAAAUUUAUUCAACGUUGUUUACAGAUAAAAAUGAUGCAUGUCAAGUUACGGAUGGUUUCGCAAAGUGUUGUCGAGAUGGUUAUGAAGGAAAUCCGUGCAGCGGUGAGUGUAUUUAUGGAAACUGAGUUAUCUUUAUUAAAUAAGGAAAAUUUUGAGACAUUUCUUAAAACUUGAACUCAAACCUCUCGCCCUACCUUAAUCAUCGUGAAUGUUCAAAUGAUCAUCUUUAUCUUGACAGAUAUCGACGAGUGUUCAACGAAGACCCACAACUGUAACUUAAAUGCAAAUUGCACCAAUACCGACGGUUCUUUUAAAUGUGUCUGCAAGGAGGGUUACACCGGUGAUGGAAAGUCAUGUAGCGGUAAGACUCACGAAUUUUAUCGAUGGACUAACUGGGAGAGGUACAGUACAUAACCUGAAUCAAUCACGUGAAGAAUUCAUAAGAACAAGGAAUAAAACAAAACAGCAAUUAAUAAAUGAAUGAGUGUUUAAACAAAUAGUUUUCAAAUAUCUCCAAGGGGAAAUAUUUUUUGUCAGUUCUUUCACCGCUUUCUUAUUGUUGAGUAUGCGAAUAAUUUUAAAAUCGUAAUAAGAUAAGGAAAAAGGCGUAUUUUUGAAAAAUAUAAAAAUGUUGUCUUUGAAAGUUAUGGCAAUGAAGAAGACCUUAUGCGAUCACCAAAUGUUUUUUUUAAAUUUACAUUUCAGUAGUAAAGGAACUAUUGAACACAUUUUUCUAAGUUAACCCCGGACAAAAGUGAAGGCUCAGGUUCACCCUUACACAUGACCUUUGUAUCUUACUCCUAAGUCUUACUGGGAUAAAAUUGUGUUUCACUGGAUUGUCCUGAUAUCGGAAUUAAUCUAACAUUAUUGAAGAGUAUGCGACUAAUUUUGAAUCGCAACAAACGAAGAAUAACCCUUUUUUUUUUGUAAGGCAUAAAAAUAUUGUUCCGAUGAAUGCCAUUCAUGCUAUCUUCUUAGUCUCUGUAAGGAUCCCCAACAUUUUGGGAAAUCAUAAUUAUAGACACGUCUUCAAUUUUACAUGCAGUUAGGCAUUCAGGAGUGAUGCAUAAAACUGUUGUCUUAAAGGUUGUAGCAGUCUCGUUCUAAUGGUAACGAAGACUGCUUGUUUGCAGACUGGGCCCUCAUUUUUAUAGAAAAACGUCGCCAAAAGUGUAAAAUAUUUAUUUCUCUAUCUCAAGCUCGAUACAACGUUAUAAAUUGGUACCACUACCAUACGUAGUAAUAUCAUUCAUCUUUACUCUGAUGCAUCCAAUUUUCCUUGAGAGUGGAUAUGAGUGUGCUAAUCGAUUACUUCUUUGAUGUAGGGGAAAACGUUUAUCUAAGUUUCGCCAAAAGGAGAUGGAAUUUAGCACCUAGUCAAUUGUAGUAGUCUAGUUUUUAAAUAUGCAAAGCUCUUUGCAGGAAAGCCUUUUUUUUCAUAGGGGCAAUUUGCGAACGAAACAAACCAAUCAGAUAUUGCAUAUUUUGGCAAUGUUUACAUCUACUGUUCUUAACAACAAAAGUUUCGGGCAAAUGCAAUGGCUUUAGAAGAAUCUUAUCUCACGAGCAGUAUCCCUAAGAGAAUUAUCGUCUCUGACUGUCAUUUUUUAAAAGAAAUUGAUCAGUUUUUAUGGAGGACUACUUGAGAGGUAACUACAAAAACAUACCUCAAAUCGUGUGGAUAUCUGAGUGCUGCACUUUCUAUCAUGUGAAUUUUAGCGAUUCUAAAUACUCUGAUGAUACAAUGCUAUACUUCUAUGUCAUUUGUAACAUGUUAGAGCCAGCUGAUUUACACGAAACUAUCCUAACAUCGAUCAUUUGUCAAUAAACAUAUACUCUUAACAUCAUGAUGGCGUGACGCUGAAUUCCUUUAUAAAGUUUGCAUUGGUCGCUCCGAAAAAGACAAAGACGAAUAUUUUUUCGAUAUUUCAGCGGAUUUCUGCGCAUUCUAAAGUAAGAAAGCAAAACAACGCACACAAAAACAACAAAAAAAACAUGAAAACCAGGCCUGAACGCUCGUAAGCUGAAUGACGUUUGUGCAUGCGUUUGUCUUUGGCGCGGAAAAAGGAUUUUUAGUCGUUUUUAUGUUUGAUUUUUCGUUUCGUUGCUUCGAGGCAAUAUUUCUCUUACUGCUCUUCUUUUCGGAACAGCCUAAAUAAAUCAAAACUGGUCAGCGGCAGUUACUACAUGUAAAAAUCAGUAGCAAACCAGCCGUCAGGGCAUAUUUGUGCAUCCACCUGAGUGCCCUACUACAUGCAAAGUUUGAAGGGGGAUUGAAAAUGUUCAUUUCCCAAGAUGUUGAAUUCUUACAGAAACUAGUUCUUUAAUCAUUUGAAAUUAUUGGAAUUGCUCACCGAACUCUAUUUCAUACAUUGGAUUAGAAAAGAACUCUUGCAACUUCUAUCAUCAAGUUAAACGUAACGACGAUUACGAUUAAGUUAUAGGGUUCUCUUGCCAUGCAAUUCACUUAAAGUAUUUCAACUUGAAACAGAUUUUAUGCCAGCUGAGUGUACGCGGUACGAAGAACUAAAUGAAGUAGAGAGAUAUUGGAAACACUCCACAGGCAAUUUUUCCUGUGAUAACCGUAUUGAAAGCGGUAAAUGGUACCGUUUCACUGGGGCCGCUGGUAGAAUGAUGGCGACCUACUGUAUUCCAAAGGGAAGUUGUAAUAGCAGGGCAGUCGGCUGGAUUGACGGUAACCAUCCUUCUGAGGCUUACCAAUUGGUGUCGGCAACUGUAUGUUUUCACUGGAAUUCAAACUGCUGUGCAUGGUCACUUCCAGUUCAGAUACGAAAUUGCAGUGGAUACUAUAUUUAUAAGUUACAAAAAACGAUCUUUUGCCUAAAUCGUUACUGCGGUGUAAACGGUAUGUACCUUUUUUUUUUUACGUAAGUUGCAUAACUUCAGUAUUCUCCUGAUAUCCCGCAUAGGGGUUUAUGUGCAUAAGAAAAUAGAUUAAGUUGAAAAAUGGGAAUUUUCUAAAGCGAUUAUAGAACUAAUAUGGGAACUAAUGGCACACGAUUAAAUUUGAUUUUUCUCGUAUUUUGCUCCAGAUGUAAAAUGAAAUCCAACAUUUUUUUCCUCUUACAAAACCUUAGGGUUAGGGUUUGGUGGAUAAUCUCACAACACUAUUCUGGUACAUUUUUUUAAAAUGAAAUUUUCAGACGAAAGUGACGCAUGUCGCGUAUCUGGUGGUUCCUCUAAGUGUCCAUGUCAAGAUGGUUAUGAAGGAGAUCCGUGCAGGGGUGAGUGUAAGAGCAAGUUAGAGUUGUUUAAGACUCGCAUCUUCCAUAAGAGAUGUUUGAUGUUUGAUCAGUUUUGACAUAGACUAAAAAACAUUGGUAGAAUUCUUUUAUUUCUGUAAAUGUGAGGGAAUAGUUCAUGCCUUCUUUGUUUCUGAACUCAAUCAUUGUAAUACCAUCCUUCACUAGCUUCCUAAAUCACAACUAGAUUAAUUAAAAUGUGUCCCAAACAUUGCAAAAAUACUGGUAAAUGGAUCUAAGAAAUGCGACCGUACAUGUGUGAAUCAAUCUCUCUUGUGCUUCGUAACCUGAACUGGCUAGCGGUUCACUGACGUAUCGGUUACAAAAUGCUUUCGAUGACAUUUAAGAGGCUGGCGGUUCACUGACGUAUCGGUUACAAAAUGCUUUCGAUGACUUUUAAGAGGCUGGCGGUUCACUGACGUAUCGGUUACAAAAUGCUUUCGAUGACUUUUAAAGAGUGAAAUAAAGAGUCUCCUUUCUACAAGUCGGCGGGUAAUUUAUCUAUACCACCGAAAAAGACCUAUGAGGUCUUCUCAGAAGCUGCAACAACUUCUUAGUUACUGAUUGAUCUCGUAAACACAUGCGAAUAUGUCUUUUUAUAUUGUUUUUACCGCAGUCUAAAUCAUACCAACCGAUAAAACUAACUACUUUAAAUUUUUGUUGAUCCGUUUUGAUGACGAGACUGCAUGGUAGAAAAGUGAAAAAAAAACUAGUUUCUAUCAGUAGAUCUGGACGAAUAUGUAAGCGAAGACCAUGACUGCCAUAAAUAUGGUGUUUGUCAUAACGAGAUCGGAUCCUAUAUUUGUCAAUGUCAGUUUGGAUAUGUAGGAAAUAGAAAAAAAUUGCAAAAAAAUAGUUUAACAUUCGCAUCUUCCAUUAGAGAUGUUUGAUGUUUGAUCAGUUUUGUCAUAGACUAAAAACUUGAUCUUCAGCUAUGGGUUCGUUGUACGGUUUCCCUACUAUGUGGCCCCUCUUUGUGAGCUUUGACAGUCCAGUGGGAUCUGUUAGGCAAAUUUUUUCUCAGGAUUUUUUGUCGGUUCAGAGACGCUCUGAUAUAACCGCACACAUCUUUUCAACCACAGUUUUCCCCUUUUCAUGUACCGGUGUACAUCUGCUGUUAAAAAUACUAAUUUUCUUCUCUAUGUUUCACACGAUUGUAUUGAAUUGUUUGUAUGUCAUUGUAGCUUUUCCAAAACAUUCCGUAUGCAUCGAGGCAUCACUUAACGUUCAUGGUUACUGGUGUAAAUACUUUUACCCAGGAGAUCCAGAAAUUGAUCCGCACAGAAGACAAACAGAAAGUAACACAUGGGAGAAAGUAGACUAACUCUAACUAUAAGUAAAAUUGAAAUAUAAGUCAUUUAAUUACUGAUUCAAUAAUCAAACAGAGUAUAAUUAUCCUUCAACGUUGAAUUGCGUCUCAACAGCUUUUUGACGUAAUGAAAUAGAGGACUCCAAACGAAAUUGGGAAUUCCAAUUAUAACUUCUUUUUCUCCAUUUUCAGGCGAUCUGAGAAAUAUUGAUAAUUCAAUAGAGGUUUCAAUUCAUGGUAUUAAUACACAACCAAGCAGCCCAAUGAAGUUCACACGAGACCAAACAAGAACGCUGGUUGCAUCUUUAAAGACGGAGAACUUUCUUGCACAACAGGCCUCGUUCUCCUGGAAAAUAAGCCAACUGUCGCUGUCACCUUUUAACAUUUCUGAUCAACCGGAGUUGCUCGUGCUCGACACUCUCGAGUUGAACAUACGGCCAAACUUGCUGUCGACAGGGCUUAAACUUGUAACAUUUGAGCUGCGAGGAAUAUCUGGAGCUGAGCUGACAGCUCGAGACUUUGCUUUCAUCGAAGUUCUUAAUUCGGCACUGAAAGUUUCCAUUGCGGGAGGAACUGAAGUUUUUCGAUCCAUAGAUAAGCCAAUUUUAUUGGAUGCCAGUGCUUCGUAUGACACCAACCUUAAUGCUGGCAGUUCCUCGGGAGUGAACUAUGAUUGGUCUUGCUUAACAAUAACACAAUCUAACGUUUCCAGAAAUUAUACACCAGUGUCUAACGCCACUAAACGAGGCUCAGAUGGCAUAUCCGACACAUUCGUCCGUGCGGCUGCAAAUGGAACCCUCUUUCAGUUGCCAGACGAUGUCUUUCUUGAGGGCAAGGAUGAAGCCAUAGUGACCUUAGAUACCAAAAGACUCGUCAGCAAUCAAGCUUACUAUGUGGUUCUGACGGUAACCAAGGAUAUCCGCGUAGCAAGUGGCAUACAGAUUGUCCAUGUUGGCGACAAAGAUGUACUCGACAUUCGUAUUUUGUAAGUAUAGUAUGUAGAUGCAAAGUCGUUGAUGGUAAAAGAAGCCCGGCUGGAAUCCUUACAAUCCAAGACUAGAGCAGUUUCUUUCCUAAUCUUAGUGCUCAGAACAAACAACAACAAAUAGUUUUAAUUCUAAUAGUUUAUGGAUACAAAGAAGUUAAUGGUUACCACUUGUAGAUGCAGAGCUGAAAUAUUUAGUAUCUUACAUGAACUGUCCUCUUCCUCGUUUUCGGUGCCGAUAAUGAACAACGUCGAAUAGAUUGAAAUCUGUUGAUCUCCAUGCAAUCCCGAGAGAUAUAUUAGAUCAUUAUUAAUUCAACUCACUAUCUCUUUCCUGAUCGGCCGAAGGCGUACAGUGAAUUUUCGAAUCAGCACCUGGGACAUCAUCUAGGUGCAGAUUAUUCAAUAUCAUGUUAAGGUCACUCAAGGUCAUAGGCAAUCAUGCCAUGUUUCACCGCGAUGCAUGAUUUCUAAGGGAAAUCAUGUCAAGCGGGCGCACUUUGUGUUGCUUGCCAUUCUGAGAUAUCCAGAAUGAUUAAGGUCUCGGUAAGGAUUAUCUGGCUCAGCCUUUGGCUUCGGCUGAUAACCUUGAUUAUUCUGUAUAUAACAAAAACUUCAUCCAGUCGUUAUUUAUUAUUUGUCAUAAGAAGGUUGAAAACAACAUCCCUCUCUCAUCAAUGGCUUUCCAACCUAGACACAAAUGUCCAAUUGGUUAUGUUGCAAUGAAAGUAAAUACAGACAAAAACAUAAGCACUUAUUUGAUAAAAGGGUGGCAUAAUUGUGUAUUUAAUACUACUACUUCUUCAUCAAAGACACUAACAAUGACAUAAAUUCGUUCCCUCGCAAAUGCGAACCAUCUUAACGGAAUGAAUAAGGACGAAAACAGACGAUUUGAUGAGGAGAGGAUCACUUCUUAUUUUCUUUGCACAGGUGCACUAUGAACUGUGACUCACCAGCCAGUGUAUCAUCUCGCAUCUCCCUAAGAACCGACUGCAAUUCAAUUCGUUGUCCUGUGUCCCUCAAGUAUGAAUGGAGCCUGCUGAAAAAGGAUGAAAACAGUUCUCACCCCCAAUGGUUUACUCAAAUAAAUAUAAAAAAUAUCCUGGGUACAAAAGUGGAUUCGAAAAACCUUGUAAUUAAGGAGCAAAUGCUUGAGCCCGGGUCCUCCUACAAAAUCAAGGUCGACGUUCUAUCUGCAAACGGAUCAUUUGGCUGGGCUGUAUACCAAUUUGACACAGUGGCAGGUCCAUCAGGAGGAACAUGCCAUGGUGUGCAGUUGGACAGGAAAGAUGUAGGAUCUUGGCUAAACAUUACCUGUCAUGGCUGGAGAGAUGAACAUAUGCCACUCAGCUAUGAAUUCUUCCGGGAAUUGGAAGAUGGAGAACUCGACAUGCUUUCCUAUGGAGUUUGGCCACAUAGUGUUGUUUAUAUUGCACCUAUAGAAGAAGAUGUAGUACGUUUUAAAGUUGCAGUUGUAAAUGUUUUGGGAGCAGCAUAUACAACACGAUUUUCUUUCAAGGUAUUUAUAUAGUAGGUUAAGUGAUUGCUUAUUGAUCCUGAUGGCAGUUCUUAGAGAGCAAUCUCGUUUGAGUAUUCGCGUGAAUGCGAAUAUGCAAAGAAAACCCAUAGAUCUCUUGUUUCCUGUCUUUAUUAUUCACAUUUUACAACCUAGGUAUUUUAAACUGUCCGUUCACGAUUUCUAAUGGAUGCCUAUCCAACUUCAGUGUAAGAUUCUAAUAGUGCACUAGAUCAGUGAAAUUGACAAGUGGACGCACUGUUAGAAAUUGCGUGAAAGCAACAUUGAUGUACUAUUUUCGGAAAUAACCUGUAAAUGUCAAUGGUCGAAUUAGAUACAUCCGUUUUAUUACCAUUUUUUUAAAGUUGGAUCAAACAUCCUUGUUGACGGCAGAAGAAGUGAACCACAAUGAGUUGGAGGCAAAAAUUGCAAAAAUGGACUCUUCUUUUAGAAUGAAACAAACAAAUAUAGCAAUGCAAGAGGCAGACACACUUCUUUUCUUACUCAAAAUGGUCGCACAGGAGGCUGACGAAAAAACAUAUCUGCUGCAAGUAAGUUCAGUACAUUGAACAGGUGGCUUUAAACAUAAACAUGUAACUGAAUUAAUAAAAUAAAAUAUUGAAAAAAUUUUUUAAAGGAUUUUAAAUUUGUCAAUGAAACUCAGCUGAAAGAUUUCCAAUAUACACAUCACAAGUAAAAUCGAUAGACAUUUUAUGCAUUUUAAAAUGAAGAGGAUGGAUACUAAUCGAUGACCAAUAAACAAAAACCGUCACGUUUUAUCUUCAAAAAAAGCGCUUCCUUUUUCUUUUCUCCCUAUCUAGUUUGGCCAACGGCACGUAACUGUUAGAGGACUAUAGAUUAAGGUUUAUUUUUCUUGGCUGUUACAUGUAUGCUUCCGUUUAACAUGUCCUUUUUCCUUGCUACAGAAAAAUAAUUACGUGAUUUCUAAGAUAUGUGAAGUUCCGACUGAUAAACUGGAGCGGUUAGUCCAGGUUGCUUCCAUGUUAAAGAAAGCCACAGUGGGUGACGCUCUUAUCUGGAAAAAUACAACGGUAUGAAAGUUUUUCGACAUUCCGAAUUAUAGCAAAGUUCACGCAAGAAGUUUUUGACAAGGAGUUAGCAUAACAAAAAUAUAUAUAUCAACUACGUAGUAAAAAUGUCGCACCCAAAAGCACAUAUUGACCUUUUUUUCUUCCAGUUCACUGUUUUGGACAAAUUCAAGGAGAUGACCAUCUGGCUUUCACUGAAAAAUGUGCACGAACGCAGUUCUGAAACUCGUCUUCUUCUUGAGGGAGCAAGACUGCUGUUGCAUUGCACCACAAAUAUCAUGGAUUCCAGCUCCAGACGACUCCUCAUGGGUAGUUUGUUAGGCAACUUUGAUAAAGGGGAAGAGGUAUUUUAAAAAAAUACUAUCUGUUUCCACAUUGAAGAGAAUUUUACUGUAACUAACUAAUUUCUCAGAAUUUUAAAGACUUAAAAAUUUUCACAAAGCAAACGUGAGAAACGUAUUUCUAGGAGAGGGGGUUUUACACCAACCUAUUGACCCAUGUCGACGAGAUUUUUUAAUCUCGCCAGACUAAUCAAAAACUAGAGUCUAGAAGACGAUUGGAUAAAAAGAAUUAAAGGGACGAGCUCUUUCUUUCUUUUUCUAAAAGAAAUUAGACAGGGCGUGAUUACACACUGUAUCCAAACGAACAAAGCAAAAACGGAAAAGACCUUCAAUUCUCUUUUAUCAAUAAAUAGAAUGGUGCAGCCUAGUAAUACAUCAGAAAGACCUGUACCUCAGCCAAAGCAUUGAAAAUCGAAAAUUCGAAAAUCCGCUGAGCCUACAAAUAUGUUAAUUCCUUGGUAUGAGAGAGGAAAAUUAAAUGUCCCAUUUCCCUUUUUUUUAAGUUUUAGAAAUCUCCAUCCCUUUGUUCCUCCUCUUCCCAAGGAUUUAUUCUUGUUCUAUUGGCAAGGAAUGAGAGUAGCAUUGAAAUUUUUCAUAAUUUUAGAUAAUCAUGGGAAAGACAAUUUCAGCCCGUUGCCAGGAGCUGACAGAAAUGACAACCAACAUACUGCUAUCGUUAAAGUUGCCCGGAGAAGAAUACAGCACCAUUCGCAAUGGACUUCAAUCGACGAUGCUCGGCAAGCAUGAAUCAAAUGACUUGAGCCUUUUAGAAAUCAGCGAUGGAAAAACCAGUUUUGUAAUGCCAUAUCUGGAUAGCAGGGCAUUGAAAAGUUGGGUCGGCGACACCUCCGAGGUUGGGGUAGAGGUUUGUAACUUUUUCAGUUAAUAAAUCAUAAAAUUUGUCAGCCAAUCGUGGUAUAUAUUUAUAAAUUUGCUAACUUUUUUAUAUUUGGCAUGCUCGUGGCAAUGAACUUUCCUAGAAUCUCUCGGUUUUCCUCAUAGGGCUGUAGGAUAACCGAGUGAUUUCAGAAAAAGACUUGAACAAAAAUGAAAGAGGCCCUAGUAUUUAUUGUUAGCCACUUACUAAUGGUUCCGCAUCGUGACGCGAAAUCAGUUCCAAUCCUGAAAUAAGAAUAACACUUUUUACCACCCUGCGCUGUUGAUAAAUCUACAACCUCAUCAAUUUUAUUUCCACAUCCUUUCUAAUGUCUUUCAGAUGGUGAGCUAUAAUUUCAAUCCAUAUGUGACGGACAAUAGCAGCAGCAGAAUAAGAUCAAAGGUUGUCAGCCUUGCCCUAAAGGAUGGCACUGGGAGAGCUCUCAACACAGCUGACCUUCCCUCUAACAUAGAAAUUGACAUUCCAGUAACAAAUUAUGCUCCCGUGAACAGCACUCGAUCGAAUCAUUUCUUGAAUCCUGGCAGAAUGCAAUAUCAUGUGAUAACCGUUCGUGAGGUCAACGCUACCGUAAAAUUGACCAUUAUAAUAAAAGCAACAGCUUCUAUUACUGUCUAUGCAAAAUUCGCUGAAAAGCCAACACUGAUUUCCUACGACGAGGUGAUUCACUUAUCCAAGGAGAAAACAUCUAUUAACCCCGAUUGUGAAUUAGAAGAGAAUUGCUCUCAUAGUAUCGUCGUAAAGGGUAAAUAUGUAGGUAAAUAUUACGUUGGCUUAUUGGAGAACAGUGAAUCUCGAAAAGAAUUUCCUCCGUCAAGAGGUAGAAGAUCUAUUCUUUCAGGGCGAGCGAUACAAGAGAAGUGCGUCAAGUUUAAGGAUCCUCCUCCGACAGUUGCUCCUCAAGUAGAGUAUGUCAUUCUUGUUCCUCAGUACGACUCUGAUAAGUCAGUUAACUACAGUUUACAAGUUGAGACAAUAUGGUGUGCCUUCUGGUCUGUUGCUGAACAAAAAUGGACAAAUGAAGGAUGCAAGGUGAAAAAAAACUUUAGAUAGAAUGAAAUAAGUCAGUAGCUACAAAAAACGACGAAGAAUUUACUUUUCAGGUCAUUUAACGGAAGUUGUUGAAUAUUGGUUUUAAGCUUUGGUUUGUUUUGGAGAUGAAAAAUAGCUUUAUACUCACUUACUAUUCUCAGUAUGUCAAUCUAAUCCUUUUCAAGAUAGCAGUUGUAACCAGUGGGUGUUCUCCAGAGCCAAGAUACAUGGGCAAUAUAGCUGGCAGAAAAAAAACUUCAUCAUCAACUACAACGGUUACUUUUUUGUAUUGGCGGAUAAGUAGAAACAGUAACCCAAAUUAUUACGUAUCUAUGCAUUAGCAAUUUUCCUCUGAAACUACUGUGGGUGAGGUCUUGAUUUACUACUUCGUUGUCUAAGAUACAAAAGCUGUCAUUUUUUGCCGAGAAUAGAGAACUCGAGCCAAUUUUUCCCAGAGCUCUGAAUCGUUUUCAGAAAUUCCUGUAGCAAUGUUCGUGUUUACAGACUUUAUAGGAGGUGAGCUGUGUAACCCAUUUAGCUUAAUACUGAAAGUUGUUGCAUUAAAGUUGUUUUCCUCUUGGACUUAAAGUAAUUUAAAAUUAGAACAAUAAACUGACCGCCAUUAAUGCUCGGACUAAUUUUUAGGUUAGCCGAAAAUCAAACCAUUCAUCUCUGAAAUGUCUCUGCAAUCACUUGACUGCAUUUGGCGGAGAUAUUCUUGUUGCACCAAAUACCAUUGACUUUCAACUGGUCCAGCAGGCAUUUGACAACGUGGAUCCUGAUGACCUUCUCGUCUUGAUAACAUUGUGUUCUACCUUUCUGUUCUACUUUCUUGUUUUGGUUAAAGCACGCAGGGCUGACAAAGUGGAUGCCACAAAGGUUGGUGUCAUGUCAUUAAAAAUUAUUCGAUGACACCAGAGAUAUUAUGAGGAUACUGAAUUCAAACAACGAAAUGAUCAAGAAAAGAUCGUUACAAUUGAGUUACAGUUACAGAAAUCAAAGGAAAAGAUCUUUAAAAAAAAUGAAGCUUCCCAUCGAUGUCUGAUUUUGUUUUUGUUUCUUCGUGAUUCGUUAAUCGUAUCACGUCUGCGCGGAUCAUUUCUUCGCUUAAAAGACUUAACCAGUUAACAGCUAAGAUUUUUGAUAAUUUUAAUUUAAUUGACCAUUUAACUUUUACACUUACAGUCAUGUCGGGAAAAAAAAUUAAGAGAUGAAUAACUUCUGAAACCCUAGCUACUGUGAUUCACGUCAUGUUUCGAUUUCUUCCACAGCUAUUUUGUAGUACCUUCGUUGAUUAGGCAAGACGCCGAAUAAAGCCUUUGUUAAGACAAGCUUAAUAUACAACAAUCUUUGACGGUUUCUUGUAUACCCGAACACUAAUUGUCUGACAGUGUUUAAUUUUUAACCGAUCUGCCUUUCUUUAGGACAGUCCUCUUCUGCCCUUGGUAGGGCACCACGAGGGUGAAUAUAUGUACGAGGUGUCCAUAACAACUGGCAGAUGGAAAAGUUGUGGUACUACUGCCAAUGUAUCCAUGACCCUUCACGGGACUGAAAAUACCAGUGACGUUAUCAAAUUGACAUGCGACAUCCCACUUAACAGGACGCUAUUUGCUCAAGGGAACACUGAUAAUUUCCUUCUCCGACAAGAUAUGCCACUAGGCGAGAUAAAUUUUGUGCAGAUUGGUCAUGACCUUUCUGGAGAGGACCCAUCUUGGUUUAUCAGCGAAAUUGUAGCUUUGGAUUGUCAAACGGGACAGCAAUGGCUGUUCAGUUGCCACCGCUGGCUUGCACUAGAAAGAGAUGACGGUGAAACCACAAGGAGAUUUUAUGCAGAUGAUUUCAAAACAGAUGAUAAAUUUACAAGAAAAUUUAGUACAUUACGAAGAAAUGGUUUUGCUGACGAUCACUUGUGGUUGUCAGUGUUUUGGAAGCAGCCAAGAGAUCAUUUCACUCGUGUUCAGCGAGCAUCCUGUUGUUGGAGUCUUCUCUUGUUGUCAAUGGUAACAUCCGCCAUGUUUUAUGAAACAGAGAAUCUAUCACAGAGGAAAAUACAGAUCGGGCCUUUUUCACUGACUCCUAGUCAGUUCUUAAUCGCUUUGGAAAGUGCCUUGAUUGUUCUUCCAGCAAGUCUGCUAAUUGUGCUUCUGUUUCGUAAAAGCAAACCUAAGAUAAACACUCAAGGAAGGAGGUAUCAUUUCGUGAAAAGUGAGGGAAAAGUAUCGUGUACUCUCCCUCAUUUUUGCGCUUACAUUGCAUGGUUUCUUUGUGUAAGUACUGCAAUCGCUUCUGCCCUUUUCACAGUGUUUUACUCUCUCAUGUGGGGAGGAGAGAAGUCGGCUUGUUGGUUAAAAUCCGUGGUGCUUUCGCUGUCUGCAGACGUUAUAAUCUCACAGCCCAUCAAGAUACUUAUCGUAUCCGUCAUUGUAGCUUCAGGGUGUGGAUAUGGUAGGAAGAUAAGAAAGCAAGCAGAGUCAAUAAACGGACACAAUGAGGAACAGCUAGGUAGUGUUGUAGAUCUUUCAUCCAUGGAUGUUGACCGUGCAAGAAUGUAUAAGAAAAAUGAGAGGAAAAUGUACGCAUACUUUAAGGAACUCUUGUUUUCAAUGACAUUCUUUGCACUUUUAUUGAUUGUCAGCUAUGGAGACAAAAAUGAUCACAGAUACAAACUAAAUACGGCCACGGAGCGCAGCUUCCAGUUUUCUCAUAAUAUGGGACGCUUUAAGGUGCGUUAGCUUUUAUGUUAGCAAGGCAAAAAUAUCACAAUAUUAUCUCAAGGAUGGUAAGCAUAAAAUCACGAAAUUGCGACCCUUGCGAAGGAGCCAAUAGUUUCUGCAGGACAUAGAAGAAGCUGAAUUUUGAAAGUUUGCUCUUUGGAAUCCUCGCCAUCUUUUACCACCCUUAUACACCCUUAAACACUACUUCUAUAUUGUAGGUCUUCUCCAUCAAAUCUAUCAUUUCUCUCAAGUAUGUGAUGGAUGUGCACCAUGACUAUCACAGUGAUAAUUCUAGACAUUUUUUAAAACAUGCUGACGUAAAAUAGGAAGUCAGAUCCAUCAGAUAUAAGUGUUGUUGAGAGUACGUCUUUUUCUUUGAUUAUAAUACAAUUUUUUAAUCCUUUCCUGAAGUUCCUGGAAGCUUUUAUCACACAUGAGGUUAUCGCAAAUAGAGAAUCACUUAUUUAAGAUUUAUUUAAGAUUUCGUUUUGUAUGCUGAUGACUUUUUAACCACAUUUUUAAAAAAAUAGAUCACCGAUGCCACUCAGUUUUGGGAAUGGAUCGAAAACAUCUUUUUGCCUGCAGCUUUUGUUGACGAUUGGUACAAUGGACGUGAAGAAAGAGUUUCAGAAUACAUUGGAAAUAAGCGAUCGAUUCUGGUCGGUAUGCCUCGCUUGCGGCAACUAAGGGUUAAGCAAAGUAAGUAUAUCAUCUAUAAUAAAGAGAUCAUUGUAGUGGAAUUUCUAGCUGAGAUUUUGCUGUCAACUUAUUUCACUGACUUUGAUUAUAACCACUACGUCCGAAAUUCACUUUUCUGAAAAAGUGACCACGAAACUGAUUGAGGACAGAAUUCACACUCAUCAAAACCUGAACGACUUUUAAUGCUCUAAUGGGAACAAAUUUUGGAACAGAAAAAAUAACUAAAUUGAGAUGGAUUUUACGAUAUAGAAAUUAAUAAUUAAAAUUUUACAGAUGAGCUCCACAAACUCACCAAAGAGGGGAUUUAAGGUGUUGAAACAGUCAUGUUCAAAUAAUGAAAUUUUUUCUUUCCCUUGCAGAUUCUUGUGAAGUUCAAGAAUUGUUUAAAAACACGAUCACAUCUUGUUUCGAUUUCUACUCCCCCACAAAGGAGGAAAAAGGAAUUUGGAUUUACCCUAGAAAGAUGAAUGGUUCCUCAGUUCUGUGCCCAGAAAAUUGGGAGUAUAAUGCAGAUAGAAGGUUUGGCGGCUUUGAUUCCUGGGGUCGUUUUGCUGUUUACAGUGGUGGAGGAUACAUUGCUAAUUUAGGCUACAAUAGGCUUACAGCUAAAAGGAUUAUCAACGACUUGAAAGAAAACCGCUGGAUCGAUCGUCAGACCAGAGCUGUGCUGAUGGAGUUCUCACUGUAUAAUCCUCCGAGUAACCUUUUUGCAGUAAUGACGUACUACUUCGAAGUCCUUCCUUCUGGAUUUGCUGACACGUUCAAGAGCUAUGGAAUUUUGUCUCUGAGCGCAACGAACUCUUUAGCUCAUAGCACUUAUUUGUUGUUCGUGUUGUUGUUUGGCAUUCUUCUUGUUUGCUUCUUCGUUGUCCAGUGCAUCAAACUCUGCCGCCAAAAGUGUUCUUAUUUCAAGUCGAUGUGGAAUUUGUUGGAUAUGUUGCAGAUACUCACGGCAUCAUCAGCGAUGUUACUGCAGUGGAUGCGGACUAAGGUGGCCACAAAGACUUUCGAAAAGCUGAAAGAUAACCCUUACCUUCCAGUCAGCUUCCAUCGUGUCUUACUUUUGUUCGAGUUUGAAGAGGUGGCUAUUUGUGUAACUACCGUGAUUGCUACACUACGUCUUCUGAAAUGCUUCUAUUUCAAUCCAAAAAUAAUUGUUUUUACAAGGACACUUCGUAGAUUGUUUAAACCUAUAGUUUCUUUUUUUAUAGUGUUUUUGAUUGCAGCGAUGGCCCACGCGCUAUUAGGGUUCAUUGCCUUUGGGUCCAGUGUAGAGAUGUUCGCCCAAGUGCAUGACGGUAUUUCCUUUCAGUUUCUAAUGCUUUUGGGACAACCAUUCCCAGUGGAUAAGCUGAAGGAAACAAAUCCCAUCAUAGGCAGCCUUUUCUUUUUCACUUUCUUCUGCAGCUCCAGUGUAAUUAUUUUGAAUAUGUUUCUCGCCGUAAUAAAUGAAUAUUAUGCGACCUCGAACGCUGACAGGGAAGGAGAAGACUAUGAGCUUGCACAAUUUAUAAUUAAAAGAAUUCUGGAGACCGUAUUAGGACAGAAAUCGGAAAGAAACCAGAACUGGAGGAACCAUGAACUUUUCGAGCCAGAUUCUUCGCCAGCGGAAAGUUCCUCUAAUGGAGUUCAAAAUGACGCCUUUUCACCUGAGUGGACACCAGUCAUGUACCGGAGCUGCACACAGAAAAUAUCCAGGACAGGAGGAUCCCCAGCAGGAAAUAGUGAGGACUUCGUAGAGUGUUCAGUAUGGGAAACAUACGGACCAGAACAUUUGUUAGUGAAAAGUUCCACUGCUGAAACAGGCUUUACAAUUGUCAACCACAAUAAAUUUUCUAGUUACGUCGCCGACGCAAGACGUUAUAGCAUCAUGACAGAUUGGAAUGCACUGGCCGAUUACUAUGACGAUGACGAUGGCGAAGCAGAAGACGGUGUCGAUGAUGAUGACGAAGACGAUGACGAAGGCGAAGACGAUGAUAAUGACGAUAGCGACAGCGACGACGACGACGAAGACGGAAAAGUUAAUAACGACAACGAUGACUAUGACGACGACGAAGAUGAACGGUGCUAA